This is a messenger RNA of Ceutorhynchus assimilis (cabbage seed weevil), 490 nucleotides long. The record is from the annotation of a GenBank genome assembly. NCBI's taxonomy places the organism in Eukaryota, Metazoa, Arthropoda, Insecta, Coleoptera, Curculionidae.
UAGUUAGGUUAUCAUAUAAUGGGAGAUUUUGAAACGUUUAGAAGCCACAUGUUAUCCAGACCUAAACAAAAGGAUUCUCUUACUUAUAUCAUAUACAAAGGACAAAAAUAUUACAUUGAUAUAUCCAAACUUAAAACUGAAAGGUCAUCGCAGCAUGUCCAACACAGAAGCUCCACAAUUUCCAGUGAUUCAAUAGGUUCAGAGGAUAGUAAUGGAUAUUUGAUUAUGCGCAGUCCUCUUCAGGAGGAAAACAAUAAUAUUAAGGCCACAGUAAAUGAUCCCUCACUAAUGACGAAAAUUGAAAUAACUUCCACCGAUCCAGAGAAAAAUGAAUCGUCUAGAAAAAGUGCCGGAAAAAAAUGUUGUCAAUCUUGCUGUAACGUAUUAUUUUGGACAUCAGUGUUUACGACCCCAUUAACCGUGUCUGCUCUCCUUAUGUAUUUUCUGUUCAACAAUAUCGAAUUAUUACAAUAAAUUUAUCUUCAUUCAA